Molecule: messenger RNA, 1116 nt
Organism: Wasmannia auropunctata (little fire ant)
Lineage: Eukaryota; Metazoa; Arthropoda; Insecta; Hymenoptera; Formicidae
Product: aminopeptidase N-like
Exons: 5
Coding region: 47-862 (271 amino acids)
Biological process (GO): peptide catabolic process; proteolysis
Cellular component (GO): cytoplasm
Molecular function (GO): metalloaminopeptidase activity; zinc ion binding; peptide binding
Source: RefSeq, a predicted model, not a curated record
AUUCCUGAAGGACCUAAAUGGAUAUCUUUUGGAUUUAGUAUCUGACAUGUAUGAUAAAGUAGGAUUUGAAGAUUACGCACUUGAGAAACUUUUAGACAAAUUGAAUCGAGAAAUAAUUCUCCAAUGGACUUGCAAGUUAGAUAAACCGGAAUGUAUCAAAAAAUCUGUAGACCUAUUUGCGGCUUGGCGCAACGAUAGUACCAAACAAAUUCCACGUAAUGCACGACCAGCUGUUUAUUGCACCGCAAUAAAAGAAGGAAGCUCAAGUGAUUGGGAUUUCCUGUGGAAUCAUUAUCGACAUACAAACUUUGCAUCAGAGAAAAAGAUCAUUAUAGAUGCACUCGGAUGCUCGAAUAAUAAGACGGUACUCCAAAAUUACUUAAAAGAAGCCAUUAAAAAAUACAAUCCUACAAAUGCUGACAUUCGCCGACAAGAUGUUUCUGCAGUGUUUACUUCCGUGUACAGCGCAGGUUCAGUGGGAGUAAACGUUACCCUUAACUUUUUAACAGAAAAUAUCGACACGCUGUACGAUUAUUUCCAAAAGUGGGACGAUAUCGCAAAUUUGUUCGUUAAUACCGCAGCGCAUGUAUCAACCGAGGUUGAAUACGGACAGGCGAAAUACUUCGUUGAACGUCAUGAAAGGCGAUUCCCUGAAAACCUCCAAGUGAGAUUGCGUUCUGCUGUCACUACUGCGGAAAGUAAUUUAUUGUGGUUUAAAAAUAAUGGCUAUAAAAUUAGGCAAUGGAUAAUGAGUCUAAAUCCUGAAAAGCAAAAACCAGACAGUUCUACAAGAAUAGAAUCAUUUAACAUCGUUCUUACGACUCUCAUUGCUUUAGUAUCGUACCUUUUAAGCCGUUUCUAAAUGAAAGACAACAACGAAGAUUUUUCUUUAGAUUUUUAUCAUGCAAAAUGAAAAAAAAUGUAUUCUUAUCCCUUGUUCCUUUUUAUUUAAUAAUUUGUUUUUCUUUUUAAGCUAAGAACAGCGAAGUUAUAUUUUGUUUACACAAUAUUUUAAUGUAUUUAAUGCAAAGAAUUGUUAUCUUUAAUCGAGCUUUGUAAUUAGGCAAGUAAAUGUAAAAUAAAAAUAAUAACAAUUAUAUACCAUUUAUCAAAAAA